AUGACAGGUCAGUCUAAUCCUAACCCUACCAAGGGCAUCAUGACAGGUCAGUCUAAUCCUACCAAGGGCAUCAUGACAGGUCAGUCUAACCCUAACCCUACCAAGGGCAUCAUGACAGGUGAGGAGAGGGUCUAGAAAUAGAAUGAUAGAGAACCAUUUAAUCUGUGCUGUGAUUGGUUUGAGUUCCUUGAAGUACCUGUGGAAGUUUGACAGUGUGUUGUUGAUGUUGUUGACAGGCUCUAUGACCGUAGGAGACCUGGUGAUGGUGAACGGUCUGCUGUUCCAGCUCUCUCUGCCUCUUAACUUCCUGGGCACCGUGUACAGAGAGACGCGUCAGGCCCUGAUCGACAUGAUACUCUCUUCACACUGCUCAGUGUUGACACCAAGAUCAAGGUAACACACACUAAUUGCACCCUAUUCCCUAUGUAGUGCACUUCUUUUGGGUCAGAGCCCACCUUGUGCUGAUCUAUCUAGAACACCAAUUACUGACUAGCUGCACUCAGUAUUCCUAAGGGUUAGGUUCUAUACUUCUAGUCCAGUUCCUCUCCUGUCUCUCCUCUGUCUCUCCUCUGUCUAUAUGAGAAGGAGCUGGCCCCUGCCCUCCUUGUGACCCCCCCCCAGGAGGGUUAGAGGUUAGAGGUUAGUAUAUAGUAACUAGUCUAUCCUAACGCUGUCUCUCUACUCUAGGAGAGAGAUCUGGCCCCUCCUCUCUCUGUGACCCCUCAAGAAGCCACCAUCAGGUUUGAGGAUGUCUACUUUGAGUACCUGGAAGGACAGAAGGUUCUAGAGGGGGUCUCCUUCCAGGUGCCGGCUGGGAAGAAGGUGGCCAUCGUGGGAGGGAGCGGAUCAGGGUAGGUACUCGUUUAGAAAGGCCUUGACCUGUCGGAAAUGGUAAUAUUAAGUGCACUGGUCAACAGUAGGGUUGGAAAAUUCUGGUAGCUUUCUCAAAGUUUCCUCAUCCUGGUCUGGACGUGUCUGAUUGGCCACGUCUACAUACAUACUCACAGUAUUCCAGAUAGUAGCUCAUAUCCUGCUUAAGGUCUAAUUCGGGAUCAGCUGUUUACAGUGAGAGGAAAAAAGUAUUUGAUCCCCUGUUCUUACCCCCCCAAAGUAAUAAUGGUUCGGGCGGUGCAGUUGCCGUACCAGGCGGUGAUGCAGCCCGAUGUACUGAGAACCCAGCUGGCUGUAUGGACGUGGACAGUAUAUCCGCAGAGAGCCAUGAUUCUGUGAAACAGAGUAUGUUACAGUCCCUGAUGUCUCUUUGGAAGGAGAUCCUCGCCCUGAGCUCGUCUACUUUAUUAUCCAGGGACUGAACAUUAGCGGGUAAUAUGCUCGGAAGCGGUGGAUGUUGUGCACGCCUCCUGAGUCGGACUAGAAGUCCACUCCGAUAACCUCUUCUCCACCGGCGGCGUCUUGGAGCAGCCUCUGGGAUAAGUUCAGUUGCCCUGUGGGGUAAGAACAAAGGAUCCGAUUCCGGAAAGUCGUAUUUCUGGUCGGAAUGCCGGUGCGUUACCGCCGCUCUGAUAUCCAAAAGUUAUUUCCAGCUGUUCUGGGCUAAUAAUGUUAGAAAUAACACCCAAAAAAAAACGAAAUACCGCAAAGUUGCGUAGGAGCUAGAAGCAGAGCUGCCAUGUCUGUCACCGACAUUGGUUCCACAUUCAGGAAGAGCACCAUAGGAAUAAUGGUUCUGUGUUUCAGGAAGAGCACCAUAGGAAUUAUAGUUCUGUGUUUCAGGAAGAGCACCAUAGGAAUUUAGUUCUGUGUUCAGGAAGAGCACCAUAGGAAUUAUGGUUAUGUGUUUCAGGAAGAGCACCAUAGGAAUUAUGGUUCUGUGUUUCAGGAAGAGCACCAUAGGAAUUAUGGUUCUGUGUUUCAGGAAGAGCACCAUAGGAAUAAUGGUUCUGUGUUUCAGGAAGAGCACCAUAGGAAUAAUGGUUCUGUGUUUCAGGGAAAGGGCCCCUAGGGUGAUGGGUUUUUGUGUUUAGGAAACACCAAUGCGUUUUUGUUCCGGUUUUUUGGCCCCAAAGGGAAAAAUCUAAAACCCCUGGGAAGAACCUCGGAUGUUGGGCGGACAGUCCCCCGGGCGGCCGAGGAUGGUACCACAGGUAAAAAUAAAUUGAUUUGAUAACUUUGAUUUGAUUGAACUUAUUAUCCUCUUAAGUUGGGGCACUGUGAGCGUAUAAACACGGUUUUUUUCCUCAAAAUUGAAAAACAUUUGUUUCUCAUUUAUUUUGUUCUCCUGAGUUUCCCCCUCCCCAAGUUGACUGAAAGGCAUCUCUCCCCCCCCCCCCCCCUCCUCCCCUACCCAGGGUCAUGGCUCUUUUCCCCAACCCAUCCCUUUUACAAAACCCUUUAUACGGGGAAAAUCAAAAGCCCGCCAGAGGGUUACCGGUGGCCGCUGGCAGGGAUACACACCCAUCCUCCCAAUGCCACACGUACGACACCCGUCGGCGAGGGGGACUCAACUGUCAUAGGGGGCGGGAGAGGUAUCAAAAAGUCGGGGGUCGGGGAGAGGGCUAAAUUGUCAGGGAGGGGUCGGAAAGGGUAUAAACGUCAGGGAGGGACCCGGGGGGGGGGGACCAAAAUGUCGUAGGGGGCGGGAAGGGACUCAAAAGUCAGGGGAGGGGGGGAGGGGACUCAAACGUCGGAGGGGUCGGGGAAAAGGGGGUCAAAAUGUCAGGGGAGGGGGCGGGGAGGGGACUCAAACUGCAGGUGGGGAGAGGGGACUCAAACGCCCCCCGGAUCGGGGGAAGGGGUCAAAAUUAAGGGGGAAAGGGGCCCGUGGUAGGGGGGGGGAAGGGGACUCAACGCAGGAGGGGCGGAGAGGGACUCAAACUUCGGGGGGUCGGGGAAGGGGGGCUCCCAAAAAGUCAGUAGGGCGGGGGAAAAGGGCUCAAACGUCGGUUGGGUCGGGAGGGGGACUCAAAAUGGCAGGUAGGGGACGGGGAAAAGGGCCAACUGUCAGGGGGAAAAGGGAAAUUCCGGGGGGAGGGGGCUCAACUGUCGGGGGGGCGGGGGAGGGGGCCAAAAAGUCGGGGGGGAGAGGGACCAAAAUGUCGGGAGGGGGCCCGGGAGAGGAUCAAACUGUCAGGGAGGGGAGGGGCUCAAACUGGCAGGGGAGGGGGGGGAAAAGGGGACUCAAAAUUAGGGGGGUCGGAAGGGGGCCAAAAUUCAGGGAGGGGGAGGGACUCAAACUUCAGGGGAGGGGGGGGAGGGGGACUCAAAACGUCAGAGGGGGGGGGGAGAGGGGGCCAAACUUCUAGGGGGUCGGGGGGGGGGGGGGUCAACGUCAGGGAGGGUCGGGGAGAGGGGGGUCAAAAUGCGGUAGGGGGGCGGGGGGAAGGGGGCUCAAACUGUCAGGGAGUGGAAGGGGACUCAAACUGUCAGGGGAGGGUCCCGGGGGAGGGGACCAAACUGUCAGGGGGGGUCGGGGGGAAAGGGGGCCCAAAAUGUCAGGUAGGGGGAGAGGGGGGGGGGAAACCCAAACUGUCAGGGGAGGGUCGGGAAGGGGGCUCAAAAACCCGUCAGGUAGGGGUCGGGGGAGGGGCUCAAAUGUCAGGUAUGGGGGGGGGACCAAAUGCAGGUAGGGGGGGGGAGAGGGGCUCAAAAUGUCGGUAGGGGGGAGGGGGUCAAAAUGCAGGUAGGGGGCGGGGAGGGGGGUCAAAGCCCAAAAGGCGGGGGGGGGGCUAAAGGAGGGGGGGUCAAAGGGUCCCCAGGUAGGGGUCGGGAGGGACUCAAACCCGUCAGGUAGGGGAGGGGACUCAAACGUCAGGUAGGGGCGGGGAAGGGACUCAAAUGUCAUAGGGCGGGGGAGGGGCCAAACUGUCGGUAGGGUCGGGGGGGGGGGACUAAAAGUCAGGUAGGGGUUUGGGGGAGAGGGGAUCAAACGUCAGUAGGGGUCGGGGAGAGGGGACUCAAAAUGUCAGGAGGGGGCGGGGAGGGACUCAAAAAUGUCAGGGGGGUCGGGGAGGGGGCCAAACGUCCCGGGAGGGGGCGGGGAGAGGGGACUCAAACUUCAGGGAGGGGGCCGGGGAGAGGGGCUCAAACUGUCAGGUAGGGGGCGGGGGGAAGGGACUAAAAUGUCAGGGAGGGUCGGGGGAGGGCUCAAAACUUCAGGGGAGGGGGCGGGGGGAAGGGGACUCAAACGUCAGGGAGGGGUCGGGGGGGGGGGACUCAAACUGUCAUAGGGUCGGGGAAAACUCAAAAUGUCAGGUAGGGGUCGGGAGAGGGGACCAAACUUCAGGGAGGGGUCGGGGGGAAAGGGGCCCUUUUAAAAACCCCCCUGUCAGGUAGGGGAAGGGGACUCAAAAGUCAGGUAGGGGGCGGGAGAGGGGGCUCCCAACCCGGGGGGGGGCCCCCGUCAGGUAGGGGCCCCGGGGGAGGGGCUCAACUGUCAGGGGGGUCGGGGAAGGGGACUCAAAAUGUAUAGGGGUCGGGGCGGGAUCAAAAAGUCAGGGAGGGGAGGGGACUCAAACUUCGGUAGGGAAGGGACUCAACGGGCAGGUAGGGGGGGACUCAAAAUUCGUAGGGGGGGUAAAAUGUCUAAGCGGGUUUCCCAAAUUCAUUUUAGGGAGGGGGAAAUUGGGGGGCGGCCAAACCGGGAGGGGUGGGGAAGGGGGGAAAACCCGGGGGGGGAGAGGGACCAAAUGUCAGGUAAAGGGGCUAAAAAAGGGGAGGUGGGGGGGGGAGGGGGGCUCAAACUUUAUUGGGGGAGGGGACCCUCAAAACCAAAAUUCAGGGGGGGAGAGGGGACCAAAAAUGUCAGGGGGGGGGGAGAGGGACCCAAAAUGUCAGGUAAGGGAAGGGGACUCAAACGUCAGGUAGGGGGGGGGAAGGGGGCUCAAACUGUCAGGGGGGGGAGGGGGACCAAACUGUCGGUAGGGAGGGGACUCAAAAUUCAGUAGGGGAGGGGGACUCAAAAAUUUGGGAGGGGUCGGGAGAGGGACCAACUGCAGUAGGGGCGGGGGAAAAGGGACUCAACUGUCAGGUAGGAGAGGGGACCAAAAUGUCGGGAGGGGGGGGAAGGGACCAAAAUGUGGUAGGGGGGAGAGGGGGCUCAAACGUCAGGGAGGGGGGGAGGGGACUCAAAAUGUCAGGGAGGGGGGAGGGGACUCAAAAUGUCGGUGGGUCGGGGGGAGGGGACUCAAACUGUCUAGGGGGGGGGGGGAGAGGGACCAAACUGUCAGGGGAAGGGGGUCGGGGAAAGGGGACUCAAAAGUCAGGGAGGGGGUCGGGGAAAAGGGACUCAAAAGUCAGGGAGGGGGGAGGGGACUCAACUUAGGUAGGGGAGAGGGGACUCAAACUUCGGGAGGGUGGGGGAGAGGGGCCAAACUGCAGGGAGGGGGCGGGGGGAGGGACCAACUGCAGGGAGGGGGGGAAGGGGACUCAAAAUGUAGGUAGGGGUCGGGGGGGGAAAAACCCAAAAUGUCAGUAGGGGGGGAGAGGGGAAAUCAAACUUGGGGGGGGCCAAAAAAGGGUUUGGGGGGGAGGGGACCAAAUGUCGGUAGGGGGAGGGACCAACUUCGUGGGGCAGAGGGGGCUCAAACUUUAGGUAGGGUCGGGGGGAGGGGCUCAAAAUUCAGUGGGGAGGGAGGGACUCAAACUGUCAGGGAGGGGGGGGGGGAGGGGCCAAACUUCAGGUGGGGGGGGAGAGGGACUCAACUGUCAGGUAGGGGUCGGGGGGAAAAGGGACUCAAACUGUCAUAGGUCGGGGGAGGGGGCCAAAAAUGUCAGUGGGGGGGGAGAGGGGAUCAAAAAUGUCGGUGGGUCGGGAAGGGGGCCAACUGUAGGGGGCGGGGAAGGGGACCAAACUGCAGGGAGGGCGGGGGGAGGGGGCCAAACUGUCGUAGGGGGGGGUUUCCCCGGGGGGAGGGGACCAAAAUGUCAGGUAGGGGGCGGGGGGGGGCUCAACUGUCAGGUAGGGUGGGGGAGAGACCAAAAUGUCAGGUAGGGAGGGGGAGAGGGGGGGAAGGGGCCAAAAUGUCAGUAGGGGUCGGGGGGGAGGGACUCAAAAUUCGGGGAGGGGUCGGGGAGAGGGGACUCAAACGUCGGGGGGGGGGAAAGGGGCUCAAACUUUUGGAGGGGUCGGGGAGAGGGACUCAAAAUUCAGGGGGGGGCGGGGGGGGGGGACCAAAAUGUCAGGGGGGGGGAGAGGGACUCAACUGUCAGGGAGGGUGGGGGGGGAGGGGACUCAAAAAGUCAGGGGGGGGUCGGGGGGGGAAAAGGGGGACUCAAACUGUCGGUAGGGUGGGGGAGGGACUCAAAAUGUCAGGUAGGGGGCGGGGGGAGGGGGACCAAACUGUCAGGUAGGGGGAGGGGCUCAAACUUCAGGUAGGGGUCGGGGAAGGGACUAACUUUUGGUAGGGGAAGGGGGGUCAAAAUGUAGGGGAGGGGUCGGGGGAAGGGGGCCAACUGUCGGUAGGGGGCGGGAGAGAGGACCAAAAUGUCAAAAGGGGGGAGGGCCUGUUUGGGGUGGGGGAGAUUUGACUUUCCCGUUUUGUUCGGGGAAGACGCAAACUUCCUUUUCCGGGGAAAUCUUAGUACCCCCGUUCGUCUCUUUCCUUUGCUUUUAGACUUCCUGUUUUUUGUGGGGGGUCAAGACUCAAACCCCGUUCGUUUGGGGGGUGUUUUAAACUGCUUUUGGUUUUUUUUUGGGGGAAGACUCAAACUUCGUUUUGGGGCCCGGGGUCAAACUGCAGAGGGAAACCCCUUCUGUUUUGUUUUUUUGGGAAAGGGGGUGGGGGGGAAAAUCCUGUCGUUUGUUUCCGAAAACCAAAUGUCCCGGUUUUUGGGGGAAGAUGGGACUUUUCCCUUUUUUGUUUUGGUUUUGGAGAGAUUCCUGGUCCCUUUUUGGGGAAGAUGCAAUGUCGGGGGUUUUUGGGGGGGAACCGUUUGGUAGGGGGGGGAAGAGAACCCCCCACUGCUGAAAAGAAAAGGCCUAGGGCCCUCCGGGGGUCCCCCCCUUAAAUCUCCUGUUUCUCUUUCCUUUGUCCAACCCCCUUUGCCCAAAGUUUUGGGGGUUUUGGGCUCCCCCUUGAAGGUGCCCCUUAUUUACUUCUUUUUUUUCUUUUUGGCUUUUUAAAUGGGGAAGGGAAUUCCGGCCCGGGUUUGGGGGGGGUAGGACCAAAUUGCUGGUUUGUUUCUGUGUUGACUUUUUUUGUUUUUUUGUUUUUUCCCAAAACCGGCUAUUUAAAACCGCCCGUCUUUUGGUUCGUUGCGCUAAAAACUUCCUUUUCUUUCUUUUCUUAUUUUCCCUUUUUUUUUCUCUGUUCUAAAACUAUUUUUGUUCCGGUUGCCCCGCCAAAAAAAAGAAUGAUGAAAAUUUUGUUCCGGUCUUGUGCCUGGAAACUUUGGGGGUCCUGAGUCCCCUUUUUCCCCUAAGCAAAAUUAACCCUGCAUUUAGAUUAUUGUUUAUAUAUGUAUUCAAAUCAAAUCAAAUCAAAUCAAAUUUUAUUGGUCACAUGUGCCGAAUACAACAGGUGCAGACAUUACAGUGAAAUGCUUACUUACAGCCCUUAACCAACAGUGCAUUUAUUUUAAACAAAAAAGUAAGAAUAAAACAACAACAAAAAAGUGUUUGAGAAAAAAAGAGCAGAAGUAAAAAUAAGUGACAGUAGGGAGGCUAUAUAUACAAUAGAAUAAAGUGACAGUAGGGAGGCUAUAUAUACAAUAGAAUAAAGUGACAGUAGGGAGGCUAUAUAUACAGGGGGGUACCGUUGCAUAGUCAAUGUGCGGGGGCAACCGCUAGUUGAGGUAAUAUGUACAUGUGGGUAGAGUUAAAGUGACUAUGCAUAAAUACUUAACAGAGUAGCAGCAGCGUAAAAGGGAUGGGGUGGGGGGGCAGUGCAAAUAGUCCGGGUAGCCAUGAUUAGCUGUUCAGGAGUCUUAUGGCUUGGGGGUAGAAGCUGUUGAGAAGUCUUUUGGACCUAGACUUGGCACUCCGGUACCCGCUUGCCGUGCGGUAGCAGAGAGAACAGUCUAUGACUAGGGUGACUGGAGUCUUUGACAAUUUUGAGGGCCUUCCUCUGACAACCGCCUGGUAUAGAGGUCCUGGAUGGCAGGGAGCUUUGCCCCAGUGAUGUACUGGGCCGUACGCACUACCCUCUGUAGUGCCUUGCGGUCAGAGGCCAAGCAGUUGCCAUACCAGGCGGUGAUGCAACCAGUCAGGAUGCUCUCGAUGGUGCAGCUGUAGAAUUUUUUGAGGAUCUGAGGACCCAUGCCAAAUCUUUUUAGUCUCCUGAGGGGGAAUAGGCUUUGUCGUGCCCUCUUCACGACUGUCUUGGUGUGUUUGGACCAUGAUAGUUCGUUGGUGAUGUGGACACCAAGGAACUUGAAGCUCUCAACCUGUUCCACUACAGCCCCGUCGAUGAGAAUGGGGGCGUGCUCAGUCCUCUUUUUUUUCCUGUAGUCCACAAUCAUCUCCUUUGUCUUGGUCACGUUGAGGGAGAGGUUGUUGUCCUGGCACCACACGGCCAGAUCUCUGACCUCCUCCCUAUAGGCUGUCUCAUCGUUGUCGGUGAUCAGGCCUACCACUGUUGUGUCGUCGGCAAACUUAAUGAUGGUGUUGGAGUCGUGCCUGGCCAUGCAGUCAUGGGUGAACAGAGAGUACAGGAGGGGACUGAGCACGCACCCCUGAGGGGCCCCCGUGUUGAGGAUCAGUGUGGCAGAUGUGUUGUUACCUACCCUUACCACCUGGGGGCGGCCCGUCAGGAAGUCCAGGAUCCAGUUGCAGAGGGAGGUGUUUAGUCCCAGGAUCCUUAGCUUAGUGAUGAGCUUUGAGGGCACUAUGGUGUUGAAUGCUGAGCUGUAGUAUUCCAGAACAUACUAUGUUGAGGUAAAAAUUGGAGUGUAAUGCUUGUAUAGAUGUCAACCAUAACACAUGUUCAGCGAUUGUUACCAAUCAACCGCAUUACAGUUCAAAAUGACUUUGACUACCACCAACGAUUUCUGUAUGCUAGCAAUGCUAACCAGCUUAUACAAAUGGGAGUUAGCAUUUAGCAGUCACUUCUUCUAAAACGGAAAAGGUACAACUUCUACAUGUUAUGCAGCGAAAACAGCCAGAUAUAUGCAAAUCGGACUUAAGUAAGCACAUUGGGGGCCUGUUACAAUACAUAACUCAUGACGGAUUUGACGAGUAUCCACUUUGUUAGAUCAGGUUUGUUGAAUGUGCUCCAAUCUGGUCAAUGGAAUGUUUGUGUUCCAUUUACUCCUUAACCACAUCUAUACUUGAUGUUCCUGUGUUGUUUCUAUACAGCGUUCUAGAACUAUUUCUAAUACUUGAUGUUCCUGUGUUUUCUCUACAGUAUUAUAUAACUAAAUUAUUUAUAAUACUUGAUGUGUUGUUCUGGAACAUUCUAGAACUGUUUUUAAUACUUGAUGUUUCUCUACAACAUUCUAGUACCAUUUCAAAUACUUAAUGUUUCUGUGUUCUAGAGUGUUCUAGAACUAUUUCUAAUACUUCAUGGUGAUUCUGUGUACUUCUAGAACAUUCUUAGUUCCAUGAAGGGUCUGGUCCAGGACCGGACGUCCGUGUUCAUCGCUCACAGACUGUCCACCAUCGUAGACGCAGACGAGAUCAUCGUACUCAACAAGGUAAGAAGACCUUCUCAUAGUGAUUCUUCCAGGGAGGGAGCUUUUUUCCCCAACUUUUCCUGUUGAAAAGCAAUAUCCCAAGUAUAAAUACAGUAAAUGACACACUAAAGGGUAAAGAAAUAUAUUUGGGAGCAAAAUAGUUUUUUUGGGGUUUUUUUUAUAUAUACAACUGCAUACAACUGCAAACUUCAAGGAGUGAGUAACUGUACUGAAAUUAGAGACGUGGAUAGUUACAAUCCAUUGGAGCCAGAUGCGGUUAGUCACAGUUGUAACGUUAAACUAUUUGCACAUUGGUUACAAAACACUUUAUAGAGACGAUAAAAUAAUGAACAUUUGAAAUGGAGAGAGAGACAGAGAGCAAAAGAGAGAUGGAGAGAGAGAGAAGAGAGAGAGAGAGAGAGAGAGAGAGAGAGAGAGAGAGAGAGAAGAGAGAGAGAGAGAGAGAGAGAAGAGAGAGAGAGAGAGAGAGAGAGAGAGAGAGAGAGAGAGAGAGAGAGAGAAGAGAGAGAGAGAGAGAGAGAGAAGAGAGAGAGAGAUAUUCAAUACUGCAUUUUGUGUCAAAGUCAUUUUUACAUGGACUUUAGUGUGACUCAACUGGACUUUAUAGUAGCAUAAUCCUCUUUCUCUGUCCCCCCCCGUCCUUCUCUCUCUGUCCCCCCUCUCCCCUCGUCCUCUCUCUCCCCCCCCCCCCCCGUCCCCCCCCCCGUCCUUCUCCCUCUGUCUCCCCUCUCCCCUCCAGGGGAAGAUAGCAGAGCGAGGGGACCACCACUCUCUGCUGGCUACUCCAGGGUCUCUGUACGCUGACCUGUGGAACACUCAGAACAGUAAGAUACUGAACAGUAGGAACAGCCCAGUGGAGCUGCAGCCAGAGAGACUCAGCCAGAAGGAGCAGGAGAGGAAGAAACUACAGGAGGAGAUCAUGAACAGUGUCAAGGGC
This is a messenger RNA of Coregonus sp. 'balchen', 10528 nucleotides long. Lineage: Eukaryota; Metazoa; Chordata; Actinopteri; Salmoniformes; Salmonidae. The record is from the annotation of a GenBank genome assembly.